AUGCAGGCAUCCGCACCGACGCAGCAGGUAGGCAUCAGGAGCGCCUGGCCCGCGGCGGCGUCAGUCGCCCGUCAUCUCGCGCGGGCAGCCAUGGGCUUGACGUGCAAUAAGACGAUCCCGCUUUUUGUGCUCUUGGUGCUGGUGUGCGGGUUCGCGGUGCUGGAAGCCGGCCCGAACCCGAGGCCCAAGCCGCGAGCCAGGCCCAACAAGAACAAUAAUAAUAAUAAUAAUAAUGGCAACGGGAAUAAGCCCGCCGACGACCAGUACGACUACGAGAACUACGACUACGACUACUACAACUCGCUCACGCAGAAGCCCAAUGCACCAGGCAAAAAGCCUACUGCUGCACCACCACAACCACCACCACCAGAAGACCUUGACAGAGAGGAACCAGCUCCUCCACCUGGUCCCACAAGAGGAGACACUGCAUCAGCCCUCAUGGGGACAACAUUUUGCUUAGAUAUCCUGACUUUGCCACACAAGGAACCAGAUCCGCCCCCGUCGCCGCCGCAAUGCACCUUCGAAGGCGAAUCGUACCGGGACGGCGACGAGUGGCGGCCGGACGACUGCACGCGGUGCAUGUGCGACCGCGGCGCCAUCAACUGCGAAACUGUGAGUGGGUGCGGGUCCGCCGCGGCGCCCACCACGGGUUCCAGUCCGGGCGGUGAUUCGCCCAUCGACUGCCAGUACGUCAUUUGUCCGGAGGUGGACUGCGCCACUCAGUCCUACGUGCCGCUUGGACAGUGUUGCCCCGUCUGCGCUGGUACGUCAAAAAGUGUCGUACCGAACUAG
Molecule: messenger RNA, 792 nt
Organism: Notodromas monacha
Lineage: Eukaryota; Metazoa; Arthropoda; Ostracoda; Podocopida; Cyprididae
Source: the annotation of a GenBank genome assembly